AGAAACAGUGUGAAGCUCGUGCAGGAGAAGCACGAUACACUCAUAGCAUCUGUGCGUGAAGAUCAGCUCACAACACGCGUGUUAUAUAAGUGGGUCAAUAUUCAUAUUAAUCUAUCUGGAGUUUAUAUGAUAAAGGAUGAUGAAGAUGAGGAAGAUGAUGGCUGCAGUGUGUUUGUGUGUGACACUUUGUGUCUUCGCGCCUGCUUUGGGAGGUGAACACUCACUGUUUUACACCUACACGGCUCUGUCUAAACCUCUCAAGCUGCCUGGAAUCUAUGAGUUCACCGCACUGGGCAUGCUCGAUGACCGAGAACUCGACUACUACAGCAGUGAGACUCAGGUUAAGGUUCCUAAACAGGACUGGAUGAAGGAGAAGAUGGAAAAGGAUUACUGGGAUAAAGGAACUCAGUCCCGUAAGAGCAAAGAGCAGUGGUUUAAGGUCAACGUGGACAUCCUGAUGGAGCGAAUGAGACACAAUAAGUCUGACCUUCAUGUUCUUCAGUGGAGACAUGGCUGUGUGGUUAAAACUGAAAACGGAACUAGUAAAUAUGUGAGAGGAAUUGAUGAGUACAGCUACGAUGGUGCUGAGUUCCUCUCCUUUGAUGAUGAAAACUCGAGGUGGAUCGCUCCAGUUCAGGCUGCUGAGCCGACCAAAAGGAAAUGGGAUGAAGUGUCCAUCCUUAACACAUACACCAAGAGCUACCUGGAGAAAGAGUGUGUGGACUGGCUCACCAAGUUCAUGGACUAUGGACAACAAGAACUGAGGAAAUUUUCUCCCCCAGAGGUGCAUCUACUUACAAAGAGAUCAGUGACUGACAGCAAAAAGCUGACCUUGACCUGCCUGGCCACGGGUUUCUACCCUCCAGAUGUGGAGAUGCGGGUGAGAAAGUCCACAACUUCCCUGCCUGAACAUCUGGUAGCAUCUUCAGGAGUCAGACCCAAUGGUGAUGGCACAUACCAGCUGAGGAAGAGUGUGGAGAUCCUGGAGGAUGAAAAACCACUGUACACUUGUUAUGUGAACCACAUCACUCUGAAGAAUCCUAUAAUUGUAGGUGAAGGACAAGAUUGCUUUGACUGCUCCGUAGCUUCGAGUGUUAGCAUUGGAGCAGUGAUUGGAGUUCUGUUGGUGCUGGUUGGGGUUGCUUGUGUCAUCUAUAUUCUUUAUUCCAUGAAAUAUAUUGCUUUCUUGAACAUAACAACAAAUGAACUACAAGCUGUGAAUGGAAAUGUGGUAUAUAUUCCAGCUCCUGCCGGUAUGUGGACAUUGUGUAAUGAUUCUGUUUGGAUAAAAACAAGCAGCUGCUGAUCUGGAAGCGAUGGGACAUGCGAAUGGACAUGCGAAUGGACAUGCAAAUGGACAUGCAAAAGGAUGUGCGAAUGGACACAAGAUUGGCAUCAACUAAAGUUGUAAUGCAUUAAUAUUUUAAAGCUGAAUAUGUUCAUGGUGAAGUCUUCAGGACAGAAGAGUUUACUCUUUGUAGUUUAUUAGUAACAUGACAGGAGGGGGUUUUAUUUAGCGGGUUUGUCAUUUGAAGUUAAAGGUGUGGUCACCGAUGUUUGUUGACAUUUGAAAUCACCAAAACAAACACGCCGAUAUCCCACCCCUGUAUUGAUAGCUCCGCCCACACAUACAUACGUUACCCAGGCGACUAACAGAAAGAAACGUUACAUCAUAGCUGAAGGGAAGAACAAUACGAUUGCAGAUAAACAAACAAAAAAAGCGCCUUGGCGUCUUAAGUAAAGUCGGCCACAUAUUCACAGGUCGGAGUUUCCCGAGUCAAUAACUCCUGAGCUAAGCGCUGUUACUACACAAAACGCGGUUGUAGCUGCCUCUCUACAUUACUACGAUUGAAAAGAGGUGUUAUUUGUGUAGUAACAGCGUUUAGCCCGGGAAACUCCAAUCUGUGAAUAUGUGGCCAACUUCCUGCUCCUUCAGUUCUCUCCAGCGCUGGAAAGCUGAUCCUAUAUUAACACGUCCUACUUCUUGCCUUAUCGUAAGUCUUUCACUUUCUUUAUUAGUUUUUAUCCUCCAUGUCGAUGUUAAAACUGCUUUCUGCUAAUGUCACACAUGCGCACUGAACACUCUAUCCGCCCUAUUGACAAGACACGCCCCUUUCUGCUCAUUGGCUACAUGUUUGUUUUGUUUUUCUUCAGUUAGUUGUCCUGACUCAGUUUCUGAAGCAUUUCUCAAACAUCGGAGACCGCACCUUUAAUAUAUAUAAUAUAUAUAAUAUAUAAUAAAAAAAUCUCAGCUUGUCAUGUUCCUGAACAACCAUAAUGCACCAUAUCAGUAAUUGCAACAUAUUUUAAAUUCAUUUAUUAUUAUUAUUAUUAAUAAUAAUAAUAAUAAUAAUGAUAAUAAUAAUAAUAAUAAUAAUAAUAAUAAUAAUAAUAAUAAUAAUAAUAAUAAUAAUUUAUCAAUCCUUCAGCCCCAUUUCCUGUUUAUUAUGUGAUUUAAUGUAAUUACAUUUUAAUGAAAUUUAAAUGAAAUUCAUUUUCAGACUUAUCUUUAAAUCUGGUCAUGUUUGUGUCCGUAAUGUUUUUUUUUUGUUUACAGCAGCAUGAAGACAAGGAUCUUAGACCAAAUGACCACAAAAAAGUUUUAACCCUCAUGCUGUCUUUUACAUUUUAAAUUUAAUGUGGUAACAGAACUGGUACGAAUUUCAAUGUUCAUGCUUUUAAAAACAGUUGCCACAACCUGCAUGUUUAGUAGGAAGACGUCUAACCACAGAUGAUAAGCAGCUAAAGCAUUCUGCACACACGAGUCUGUAUUAUUAUCAGUUUACGUCAAUUCACUGCUUGCUGUAUUCUUUAAUAAAUAAACAACUUGUUCUCAGCUAUA
Tachysurus fulvidraco (yellow catfish) is the source of this 2842-nucleotide messenger RNA. Its product is annotated as major histocompatibility complex class I-related gene protein-like. Bases 137 to 1306 code for a protein of 389 amino acids. The record is from RefSeq and is a predicted model, not a curated record. Gene Ontology annotation, cellular component: external side of plasma membrane. NCBI's taxonomy places the organism in Eukaryota, Metazoa, Chordata, Actinopteri, Siluriformes, Bagridae. Gene Ontology annotation, biological process: immune response. The transcript is spliced from 7 exons.